Molecule: messenger RNA, 2797 nt
Organism: Gasterosteus aculeatus aculeatus (three-spined stickleback)
Lineage: Eukaryota; Metazoa; Chordata; Actinopteri; Perciformes; Gasterosteidae
Source: RefSeq, a predicted model, not a curated record
GAGACACCAUGUGCCCCGCUGUAAUCCCUUCUGAAAUAGCCCCAGGCCAAGGCCAGCGGGAAGGAGGUGACACCGUGGGAGCAGCUCUAGCCAGAGUCCUUUUACCCCUCGGACACGCCACAGCAGCCGGAGAAGGAGAGGGAAUCGGAUACAAACACUCGCUGGACUGUCGGAGGACGGUGCUUCGCCCAAGAUGAACUUUGCUGCCCAGUUUUUCUACUCAAGCUACUUGAGCGAGCGACUUGAGCGUUUGUACUCACCCAGGCCUGCACUUAAAAGGAGCGAGGAGAAUGACCCCUUCUGGCAGAGGUGGGAAAUGACAACACGUAGCCUGCUGGAUCCUCCUGACCCUUCCCCUAACCACCCCAGUUCUACCGCAACAGAUCUACCCUCUGCGUGUUUUUCUCCAGUUACUUCCAUUUCUCCUCCUAACCCAGUUGCUUCUCAGCAUACCCUGAUAGAGACGCCCUCAGAUCUCCAAUGUCCUCCUCCUCCACCUCCUCCUCACCUUAAUCCCGAGAGGAAAUCAACACAAUCGCCCACCUGCCUGCCAAAUCUACAUUUGGCUGUUGAAAACCCUGAAUCAAGGUUUAACGAACUUCCCUUGGACAAUAUUUCUCUUCAGAGGGCUCCCUGCGAACCAUCUCCUGUUGAAUCCAGGUCCCAAGCAGAAAUGGCUUCCUUGUUUUCCAUUUCCCCAUAUUCUGUUUCCUCUUCCUCCUUCUCCUUCUAUUCCUUCUCCUCAUCCUCCUCAUCCUCCUCAUCCUCCUACUCAUCUACUGCUCCUUUUAAAGGAGAGCGACUCCCGACCUUCCAAGCUCUUGUUGACUUGCUCCUUCGCUUGGUCCUCUACCUUUUUCUCCUCUUUGUCGACAGGGAUGAGCUGCGCCUGGGCCCCGGUCAGCCCGGCGGCCCUUCCAAAUGCGGCCUCGUCAGCAACGGCACCGCGUGCAGCAGAUCCACCCUCAUUGAACCAGAGCGACUUAAGGACUUUGGCGAGGAGGAUCUCGUCAACGGGAACGUAAGGGUCCGUGGCACCAAGGCGUUUGGGGAUGCCGAGUUCAAGCUCAUGGAGCCCCCCAAAAUCAGACGCCUCAGCGAGUUCCGGAUCGUCCCCAGGCCUGUUGUCGAGUAUCUCCGCUUCGAGGACAUCAGUGCAGCGUCCUUCAGGAUCCAGACGGUGAUACAGAAGACGCCCUGCACGUACUCCAGACUGUCCAAACAGUACGGGAUGGAGAUCUACCUGAAGAAGGAGCACCUGCACUACACAGGCUCUGUGAAGGAGAGAGGAGUUCUGUACCUGCUCACCUCCCUGUCACAGGCGCAGCAGAGGAAGGGCGUGAUCGUGGCCAGUGACUGUAACUUCUCCAUGGCCGUGGCCCACCACGCCGUGGAGCUGAAGAUCCCGGUGUUCGCCAUCAUGCCGUCGUGCUGCUCCUCGCCUCGCCUCAGGAUCUACAGGGACUACGGCGCCAUGGUCAUCUCCUAUGGCAGCACGAGCCACGACUCGCAGAACCACGCCUGUCAUCUGGCCACGGAGAACGGAUACCUCUACCUGGAAGAAGACGAAAGCGCACCGUACCUGGCAGGGCUGGGCACCGUGGGCAUGGAGAUCAUUGACCAGGUGUCCAAACUGGAUGCAGUGGUUGUUCCCGCUGCUGGACAGUACGGUCUACUGGCCGGCACAGCUGCAGCCAUCAAGCACCUCAACUCGAAGAUUCUUGUCAUAGGAAUUGAACCAGAAGGUUUCCCGCUGCUGCAACAAUCGCUCAAAGCUGACGGUCCGAUCAAAGACAUGAACACAAACCCAAAUAAGAAACUGUAUGGAGAUCUCAUGGCGCGUUCGUUGGGUGUCAACACCUUCCAGCUGGCUAAGAAGCUGGUCGAUAAAGUUGUCUCUGUCAGCGAGGAGGACGCGCUGGUGGCCAUGCUGCGGUUUCAGGAGUUUGAGCGCUCCACGGUGGACACAGAGGGAGCCAUGGGCCUGGCCGCCAUCUUGGCCGGACAACUUCCAGAGCUGAAAGGCAAAAAGGUAGCGGUAGUGGUGAGCAGCGCUAACAUGGAACUGGAGCUGGUGAGGCAGUGUGUGGACCGAGCCCUGGUGCUGGAUGACCGGGUCAGUAAAUUCUCUGUGCAGCUGGGGGAGUGGCCAGGAGACAUGGCUAAGCUGCUGGACGUCCUGUCCAGAGAGGACGUCAGGUUGUUGGACGUCUGCCACCGGAGACAAAGUGAGAAGUCAGAUCUCUUCAAGGCAAAGGUGGAGUGUGUAGUGGAAACCAGGGAUAAGAACCAGAGCAUUCAGCUGCGCAAAGUGCUGAGUGAGCGCUACCCGUCAAUAUACUGGCUGGACCGGUGAUCAUCACAACAAACAUUUACACUAGACCCCCCUCCCCCAAAAAAAACAGAAGAAGAGGGGAGACAAGACAUCCUGUACCAUGCUACCAUAUGUGAACUCUGUUAGAGUUGGCUGUUGAGCAAAGUGUAAACAGAAGAGCCUUGAGAUUAUGUAGCAAAUACUAUUCAUAGUACUUUUAACUGCUUUUGCUCUUUAAUCACGCCGUCGUUACGGUAAAGUGGCUGCGCUCAGAAGAUGAAUGUACUUCAUGUGUUUUAAUUGCAGAGCCGGAUUUGUCCGCUGUAGAUGCAGGCUUACUCCUCCCGUAAACCAACAGCGUAAAAGAUAUAUUUUUCAAUCCAUAUUGUUUUUCAACUGUUGUAUAUAUUUCUGUAUUUAUACUGUCCGAGAUGGUAGAGUCAAAUCCAAAUAGCUGUUCUCCUAAUAAAAACGGUCAUUCUA